Solea solea (common sole) is the source of this 4636-nucleotide messenger RNA. It is a transcript of the gene klhl5, whose product is annotated as kelch-like family member 5. Lineage: Eukaryota; Metazoa; Chordata; Actinopteri; Pleuronectiformes; Soleidae. Gene Ontology annotation, molecular function: protein binding. The transcript is spliced from 13 exons. Bases 276 to 2630 code for a protein of 784 amino acids. The record is from RefSeq and is a predicted model, not a curated record.
GGAAAAUGUUAGUGGUCGGUUUGUGCAUAAAAAGAAGUAUUUGGCGCUGGCGCUGAGGCUAAAACUCAUGCUUCGAGUCCCUAAUCACCCCCUCCCUCUCCUCCCUCUCCUCCCUCUCAUCUCCCCAUACACUCCGCUGAGUUCCGUUUACUCCCUCCAGUCGCAGUUACCGGGCGUGCGGUUGCCAGGAGAGACACGCCAUCAGUUGAGCGUACCUCUUUAACGGCAGAGCGGCACGAGCUCUACCCCGCCAUUUCCUCGUAUCGAACCCUGGAAUGUCGAGUGGCGGCUCGGGCUCUUCCUCGCGGAAGGAGUUCGACGUGAAGCAGAUCCUCCGGAUCCGAUGGAGGUGGUUUGGUCACCCCGCGGUCCCUCCGCCUCACUCCCCGCCGCUCGGAGACUACCUCUCUGGAAGGAGACCGGACGUCAGCUCCGGAGACAGACCAUCAGUUAGCUGCGGUAGCAACUCGAAUUCAGCGGGCGUGAGUCCCAGCUCCGGGGGUCACAGCGGUCUGGUGGCCAGCGGCAGCGCUGGGUCUAACCUGUGUAACGGCAGCAAUAGAAAGUUUGCAGAACCAGCGGGGAGUCGCGGCGGUUCAGGAGGAGCGGCAGUUGGAGCGACGGGGAGCUCCUGUCCCCGCUCCUUCAGCCAGCCAGAGUGUAGGAGCGCUGCCGCGGCGGUGUCGUGGGUCUCCCCGCCGUCACACCGUCGCUCUCGCCCGUUUAAGUGCAUGGAACCCUCCGGCGAUGCUCCGCUGGUGCCAGAGCCCUCUGCUCAUGUAGCGGUAGAAGAGGCGGCGGCGGCGGCGGGAGUGGCAGCCGGGGGCGCCGAGGAGAACAACAACCACCCGGACACAGACUCCAGCUCCUGCAGGACAUCUAACAGCAGUGCCACACUCUCUUCAUGCGUGUCGAUGGAACCCUGUGCAUGUCCAGAGGACUGUAUGUUCACAGCCAUGUCCCACGCUGACAUCACCUUCCGCAAGAUGGAGAGCUACCUGAUGAGCAGACAGCUGUGUGAUGUCGUACUGGUGGCUGGAGAAAGGCGGAUACCUGCACACAGACUGGUCCUCUCAUCAGUAUCCGACUACUUUGCGGCCAUGUUCACCAGUGAUGUGCGGGAAGCCAAGCAGGAUGAGGUGAAGAUGGAAGGAGUAGACCCUGAAGCAUUGUGGGUCCUGGUGCAGUAUGCAUAUACAGGACGUCUUGAGUUGAAGGAGGACACCAUUGAGUCCCUGCUGUCAGCCUCUUGCCUGCUGCAGUUGUCACCAGUGGUUCAGGCUUGCUGCUCCUUCCUCAUGAAGCAGCUCCACCCCUCCAACUGUCUGGGCAUCCGCUCCUACGCUGAUGCUCAGGGCUGCCAUGACCUGCACAAGGCUGCUCACGCCUACACCAUGGAUCACUUUUUAGACGUGGUGGGAGGACAGGAGUUUCUGCUGCUCCCGGUGGAGGAGAUGGAGAGGCUGCUCACUUCAGAUGACAUCCACGUGCCAGACGAGGAAACUGUGGUGACCUCUUUGCUCACGUGGGUCCGUCAUGACUCUGCCACUCGGCAACGCCACCUACCUUUGCUCCUCGCUCACAUCCGACUGCCACUGCUUCAGCCACAGUUCCUGGCAGACCUUGAGUCCAACCCUCUGCUUCAGGACAGCGUGGAGUGCCAGCGACUGUUGAUAGCGGGAAUGAAGUAUCACCUCUUGCCCCUGCACCGGCCCCUGCUUCAGAGCCCUCGCACCCGUCCUCGUAAGGCCACCGUUGGGGCCAUGUUCGCUGUGGGCGGCAUGGACGCUACAAAAGGUGCUACCAGUAUCGAGCAGUACUGUCUGCGUCGCGACACAUGGAGGCAAGUAGCCACCAUGAGCGGACGGAGGCUACAGUUCGGUGUAGCUGUUCUUGGCGGCCGGCUCUACGUGGUAGGGGGCAGAGAUGGACUCAAGACCCUCAACACUGUGGAGUGUUACAACCCGCAAAGUAAAACCUGGAGCGUGAUGCCUCCCAUGUCAACACACAGGCAUGGACUAGGUGUAGCUGUCCUCGAAGGCCCCAUGUACGCAGUAGGAGGACAUGAUGGUUGGAGCUACCUCAGCACUGUGGAAAGGUGGGAUCCCCAAGCUCGACAGUGGAGCUUUGUUGCCAGUAUGGCUACACCCAGAAGCACUGUGGGCGUAGCUGUCCUCAAUGGCAAGUUGUAUGCAGUAGGAGGUCGUGAUGGUUCAUCCUGCUUGCGUUCAGUGGAGUGUUUCGACCCCCACACCAACAGAUGGAGUGGUUGUGCUCCAAUGGCCAAAAGACGUGGAGGUGUGGGUGUGGCCACGUGGCACAGCUUCUUGUAUGCCAUCGGAGGUCACGAUGCUCCGGCCUCUUCCCUGGCAUCUCGGUUAAGUGACUGUGUGGAGAGGUAUGACCCUCAGACAGACAUGUGGACAGCAGUGGCCCCCAUGAGCAUCAGCAGAGAUGCAGUAGGUGUUUGUCUCCUUGGCGACUGUCUCUAUGCUGUGGGUGGUUACGAUGGUCAGGUGUACCUCAAUACAGUCGAAGCUUACGACCCUCUGACAAAUGAAUGGACACAGGUUGCACCUCUGUGUCUCGGCAGGGCCGGUGCCUGCGUUGUUGUUGUUGUCAAACUGUGAAAACACAGGUUUGGUUAUUUGGACUUUUCCUGAUGUGGCUCAGAGAUCCAUCUGCCUACACCAGAAACACUUCAGGUUUUACACUUGGUUUAAGUCACAUUUUAGCCUGCUGGGAAGAAGAAAAAAGACUGAUUUUUGAGUUUUUGAAAUUUCUUACUCUGUCGCUGAACACCCUGAUAACCUCUGCCACUGAUGGAUACAAUCUGGAGGAAUCUGCAGUGUUUAUGUGAGCAUGACGGGACAGCUGUCACACAGCUUUUUCUGCUUGCAUGAUAUUUUGUUCCUGUAGACAGGAUGGGACACACACACACACACACACACACACUCUGAACUGACACGGUUGCUUUCAGCUUCUUUUUUUUGCUGACUUAAAGGUGAGAGAGACUGUCUAGAUGGUUGAGAUGCCUCAUCAUUUUAUGCUCUCCGUUUUUCUAACAAUAUCACAUAGUGUGUAUUGAUGCUAUUUUAGACUGUUCCAAUUUAUUUUUAUGCUGCAGUCGGCAAGUACUCCUGUUUCUUUCUUUCAAAUGUCAGAUUAAAAAAACAAGACGCUUUUGACAUAAUCAGCACAACCUUAUGAACAGCUGUACUGUACUGUAUCUUUACACUUGAGUCGAAGCAUAUCCCCAUGUUGCAUCAGCUUACAUCAAGCAUACCGUAGUGUAUUCCGAUGUGCAGAUGAUCACGGCCCUUUUUUACAAGCUUCACUUGUAAAUCAUACGAAGUCUUACUACUACUUGUGAGUCCACAUUGUUGUGGAAUUGAGGUGAGAGAAGACUUUUGCAACACUAAUCUUGAGUAUUUUCACUUUCCUGCAGAGCAAAGGGUCACCUUUUUUUUACACACUUGGCUUUAUAGAGGGCCAGUUUAUAUUUUCUGUUUGCCAGAUAACUACUUUUCCGCGACUGUUAAUGUUUCCUGUGUGUGUGUUUAAGUGUUCAUAGAUUGAAAGCAGUAUAUUUUUAACUCAAAUGAGAAUCUUCCUCCUUCUCCUCUCCAUUUCUUCACUUCCCCGGUGCUCUCUCUUUUUACUCGCUCUCCCAUUUCAGCACCACACACACACACCACUGUGUUUUAGAGCAGAAUUGGAUACUCAGACCAAAUGAACAGCAGACGAUAUAACGAGAGCACGAAUUUAAUAACAUUGAUUCAGCCUGUGCUGAUGUUUUGUUUGAUGUUAAGUUCAAAGCCUCAUUAGAGGUGACAGCACCGCAGACAAAGCAGGAGACGGGAGCAGUAAAUUCAUCUUUUGAAAACAACCUGAUGUGUCCAUAUAUGUGUGGGCUUGUGAAAGUAGACACAUAAACGACCAGACCCGUGAAGAAUGCCAAGAUUCACACUAUAAGUUUGUGUUAUACAUGUAAAUAUGUGUCCGUGUGGUGUAUAGGACACAAACUCCUGACACUGGGGAGCAAAGAAGGCAUCCUUUCUGAAUUGACAGAUUUAGAGCUAAUAUAGCCGCCAGAAUACACUUCACACACACACACACACACACGCACAGAGCUGGGAGCCAAAUGCCCCAGGAGUCAAUGAAGAUUGAAAAGCCUCACAAAUUUGCCAGCGUGACGUCUCAAAAGCAGAGAUGAGCGGCCUCCAAUCCCCCCAUGGCUGAACCAAUGUUUAUUUAAGGCUAAUGCGGCGCUGCUUUAUUUUAUAUUUCCUUUCAGACUUGCCCUCUGUUUAUUUAGAGAGCAGUUCUCUUGAUAUCAGAGCAGAAAUGUGUAACCUCCACUGUGUAUAUGUUGUCAAAAGUGAAAUAUUAAGACAGACAUUCCAAAUCCUAUUAAAGUAUAUCGCGUACAUUAUUAAAUGUAAAAUCUAUAUGUAGUCUUAUUGAUUUAUGCUGUAUAUUAUACAUAUAAUAUAAAAUCUGUUAUUGUGUAUUUUUUUUUUCUUCUUUUGUACCCUGAAUUCAGAUGAAGACGAUAUGUAAUAAAAAUGAGAAAAAGGACAGCUGCUCACCUUUUUUUUUAUUGUAAUACAAGAAUGUUUCAUCUCCUUGUUUA